AUGUCCGAGGCUGUUCUGAGAGAUUUCCCCUCGCUCUUCUCCCUCAAGGGCAAGGUCGCCGUCGUGACUGGCGGCUCCCGCGGCCUGGGUCUGCACGCCGCCUCUGCAUUCCUGCAGGCCGGCGCCGCCAAGGUCUUCAUCUCGUCGCGCAAGGCCAAGGCGUGCGACGAGGCCGUCGCCGCCCUCCUCGCGCAGCCCAACCUCGCUCCCGGCGCCGAGGUCAUCUCCGUCCCCGCUGACUCCUCCACCCUCGCCGGCAUCAAGCAGCUGCUCGCCGCCGUCAGCGCGCACACCGACCACGUCGACAUCCUCUUCGCCAACGCUGGCGCCACCUGGGGCGCCCCCUUCGACUCGCACCCCGACGACGCCUUCGCCAAGGUCAUGGACCUCAACGUGCGGGGCGUCUUCAACGCCAUCCGCGAGUUCGCGCCGCUGCUCACGCGCCGCGCUACAGUCCGCGACCCGGCCCGCGUCAUCAUCACCUCCUCCGUCGCGGGGCUCGGCGUCGGCAGCCUCGGCGCUCACGGCACCUACGGCUACUCGGCGUCCAAGGCGGCGGUGCUGCACCUGGGGCGCAACCUGGCGGUGGAGCUCGGGCCGCGACACGUCACGGUCAACUCGCUCUGCCCGGGCUUCUUCCCGAGCAAGAUGAGCAACGGGCUGAUGGAGGCGACGGGCGGCGCGGCGGAGAUGGCCAAGGGGAACCCGAUGAGGCGCCUGGGCGAGCCGGAGGACAUUGCGGGCGCGGUGGUGUACCUAGCGAGCCGAGCGGGCGCGCACGUCAACGGCGAGACGCUGGCGGUCGACGGUGGCUCGCUCUGGCAGCGUGGCGAGAUGCUCUCUGCCAAGCUGUAG
Molecule: messenger RNA, 855 nt
Organism: Cordyceps fumosorosea ARSEF 2679
Lineage: Eukaryota; Fungi; Ascomycota; Sordariomycetes; Hypocreales; Cordycipitaceae
Product: 3-oxoacyl-acyl-carrier-protein reductase
Exons: 2
Coding region: 1-855 (284 amino acids)
Molecular function (GO): oxidoreductase activity
Source: RefSeq, a predicted model, not a curated record